This is a messenger RNA of Fusarium oxysporum Fo47, 652 nucleotides long. RefSeq lists its product as uncharacterized. The record is from RefSeq and is a predicted model, not a curated record. The coding region runs from base 407 to 598 and encodes 63 amino acids. The transcript is spliced from 2 exons. NCBI's taxonomy places the organism in Eukaryota, Fungi, Ascomycota, Sordariomycetes, Hypocreales, Nectriaceae.
CAUGGCUGUAACCAGCAGCAAAAUCCCCGCCUCAGCCCAGGGCCCCAACAAGCCAAACAGUAGUCACUCAGAACUUGCAUGGCUCCCUAUCAUAAUAUUACCUCUUCUUGCCCUCAUGGCUUUGGUUUUUUUAGGUGCACCCCGGUAAGCAGUGCCUCGAGUCAACCACAUGCGAUGUUAUAGGGUUGGCUGAUAGCUAUCAAGGCUGUGCUCAUGGGCAAGAUACGAUUUUUCAUUGAUCGAUGAAUCAACCAGUUCCUCGUCCUCUGCAUCGGCCAGGCACUCCGGAACCCAGACCAGAGAUCUGCCUCACCUGAAUGCUGUCGCUCCACCCAAAACAAGCCAAGCGCUGAGAUCUGAACUCUCACAUGAGGUGCAUGCUGCCUGGGCGGUUCCGAACCGCGACAUGACAUGCGCCAUUUGUCUCAAUGUUGUCAAGGAUACAGAUUUGAUCCGUCAUCUACCGUGCGAGCAUACAUUUCAUGCCAAUUGCAUUGCCGCUUGGUACUUUGCCGGGCACGACACAUGCCCUAUAUGUGCCCAUCACUUUUCAUCACCCAAACCCCUGCCCCAGAGACCACGCCCAGUCCACUUAUAGAAGUAUGGACUGAUGAUAUCAUUUAUAUAGUUUAUAUUAAGAUCACUUCUAGAU